Messenger RNA from Oryzias melastigma (Indian medaka), 930 nucleotides. RefSeq lists its product as uncharacterized. The record is from RefSeq and is a predicted model, not a curated record. Lineage: Eukaryota; Metazoa; Chordata; Actinopteri; Beloniformes; Adrianichthyidae. Gene Ontology annotation, molecular function: protein tyrosine kinase binding; MHC class II protein binding. Gene Ontology annotation, cellular component: membrane raft; external side of plasma membrane. Gene Ontology annotation, biological process: interleukin-15-mediated signaling pathway; T cell activation; positive regulation of ERK1 and ERK2 cascade. The annotation marks the transcript as partial. The transcript is spliced from 6 exons.
UUUAUCCCAAGCCUAAAUUUUGACUCUAAUCAUUGUGGUUUUCUCUCCUCAUUAUUGACUGCCUUGCCUGCAGCGGCUAAAGUUUUCUUUGGACGUGUUGAUCAGAGAGUUACCUUGGAGUGUGGGAUCAGCACAAACCCAACAAAUCUGGAGUGGCUUUAUAAUGAACAGCGAGUUUUGAAAGUUAUUCGCAAUGGGCUCAUCACUAAAGCCCAAAGUAAUAUUGCACGGAGGUCUAAUACAAGAGGGUCAAAUCUGGAAAUCAACAAUUUGAAGAAGGAAGAUGCUGGGAAGUUUACCUGCAGAGUAGAUGGGAAAAGUCGAGAACACUGGCUUUAUCUUGUCUCAGUUGUUGUUACACCCUCACGUGUUCUCCAGGAGGGCAGUGAUGCUUCACUCCAGUGUGAGGUACACAGUUUGGACCAAAGAACUACAGUGAAGUGGCACAGACCAAGUGGUUUCUUCACCAAUAAUCCGAGAGUAGAUCUCAAACCUGUAAAGACUUCACAUGGAGGAACCUGGACGUGUGAAGUGACCGCUGCAGGAGGAGAGUCAUUUACAACAUCUUUGACCUUCACUGUGAAACCAUCUGCACCCGCAACGACAAAGUCAUCCAUGAACCCGACCGAUAUCAGACUUCAGUCAUGCUUCCCUCUGCCACUGGGCCUCCACUGGUGGAUCUGGGUUGCUCUUGGAGCCAGCUAUCUGUUUUUGUUCCUCCUGAUCAAUUCUGUUGUUCUCAUAUCCCAGAGGGUCACGACAAAUAAGUCACAAAACGGCAGAUGCACACAGCGAGUGGAGUACAGCCUUGUGCAGCUUUCUGUAUCCAUGGAUUAGGCUACCAACACAGGUGACAUUAUCUCAACAUGAACUCUGCUACCAGUUGACAAUAACUUUUUCCAGAUAAAGCAGCAUUUUCUAUCAAUUAAU